Molecule: messenger RNA, 1924 nt
Organism: Spirometra erinaceieuropaei
Lineage: Eukaryota; Metazoa; Platyhelminthes; Cestoda; Diphyllobothriidea; Diphyllobothriidae
Source: the annotation of a GenBank genome assembly
AUGCUCUGCCUGCAGGUGCGUCAUGUCCACCUCCGUCGGGGCUUUUAAGCGCAACUUGGACCAGAUUGCCACCAAUCGUCAUAAUGCCACCUGACAGAUCGUCUACCAUUUCGUUCGAACAGUUUAUUAAUGUUGUUAUAUUAUUUCCUAUAUUUCAGUAACGUUUGUUUUUUAAUAUUGUCCCAUGUCUGUUAAAUGAGUGUUCGCAUUUAAUUCGUCUCCCUCCGAAACUGAGAUAGCACCAACUAUCCCUAGACAGACUACUGUACAGCACAUUUAGUAACGUUAAUGUUUUUAACUCUUGGAACAAUUCGUUUAUCUGUCUGGCUUACAAAACGUUGCCAAUCUAAAGAAACUCUGUAGCCGUUUGAUGUUUUAAUUUUCAAAUUUUUUUUAUUGUCCGCCUCCUUGUAACAAAUAGGGAGUUCAAAGGUUUAACACCUAUAUUUCCCUCAAAUAAACUGAACUGAACUGAACUGAAUAUGCCAGAAAUGGUCAUUCCAUUCUCCCUAGUCUUUGUAGGUAAUGUCAUUCUGCCUGUAUCAUGCGCCCAUGCGCGGUUGCUGGUUUGGCUCGAGAGAAAGCCCUUAAGGCAUAACGGAACGAGUGAAUUCCGAAGAAAUAAUCGGUGACCGCCCCUCUACCAAUCUCAAAAUACUCAGUCAGUGAUAUGCCGUUGACUGCGGACAAAGCUUUCGCAUGAAACCUAGCACGUCCGGAUGAAGAGCACAAUAACGAGCCUAUAUGGGCAUUCAUGCAGGGCCUGGCUCUCGGGGUGAUUGUUUGCAAGGUCAAUAGUGCAGGCCAGUGAAACACGUAGACCAGGUCUAUGUGGUACAAGAUUAAAGUACCAUAACAGCACCUACUAAAGUAAUUGCAGUAGCCAGUCUUGUAUACUAUUAUACAUGCCGGGGUACAUCCCAUAACCUUAUGCUUUUUGACAGUGUGGAAGUAAGCGGCGGGAAUGUGAGCAUAACUGCCGGAUGUAGGAACAAACACAGUGCAGAAUACCCGCAUUUUGUUUAGUCCGCCAAUCAAGGCGUUAACCGGGAUGGCGCUGCCAUGCACAGCCUAGUUUCGGGGGCCAAAAAGGCGGGUUUGGUAUCCAUUGAGGUCCGUAUAGAGAAGUCGCCAGUUGCAUGAUACGACCCAUCACACCUGCAUGGCUUACCUCCUAUUCACGCACGCUUUCACCCCACCUAGCCCUUAUAACCCAAUUCGGCAACCCACAAACUCAAUAGAAUGAGAAGAGCUGUCUAGUCGAUGUUAGUAGAAGGGAUGAUUGCAUUUUUAGUCAUGAUCGCGCAGCCGACUGGCGUAUUAAAGAAAUAGUAAACCCGACUCUGUGUGCACUCCAUCUCCGCGACACUUUAGUGCAUUCUUUAUCGCAAUAAAUCCGACGCGUUUUGAAGCCGUCAAGAUGCGCUAGGUGCCAACUGAGGAGAAAUCUCGGUCCUCGUGGCCAGUGCUAUGAGUUUAUGUGGGGUUACUGAUUGAUAGACCGGGAGCAAUUCCUAAUGGGUUCCUAUCGUGUUGCCUAUAAUUAAGUCCCACCCAGGGAACUUAACGAUCACUCCACUUGUUCAGCAAAAAUUGGAACGUGUGUGGCACGGGAAAUAGGAGUGUUUAGAUUUUGGAUGAUGAUGAUGAUGAUGGUGAUGAUGAUGAUGAUGAUGAUGAUGAUGAUGAUGAUGAUGAUAAUGAUGAUGAUGAUGAUGAUGAUGAUGAUGGCGAUGAUAAUUAUGAUGAUGAUGAUGCUGAUGGUGGUGAUGAUGAUGAUGAUGAUGAUGCUGCUGCUGAUGAUGAUGGCGAUGAUAAUUAUGAUGAUGAUGAUGCUGAUGGUGAUUAUGAUGAUGAUGAUGAUGAUGAUGAUGUUGAUUAUGAUGAACAUCAGUUCGAAAUGCCAAUAAAGCUACCGUCCUAA